Cariama cristata (Red-legged seriema) is the source of this 897-nucleotide messenger RNA. It is a transcript of the gene HAPLN3, whose product is annotated as hyaluronan and proteoglycan link protein 3. NCBI's taxonomy places the organism in Eukaryota, Metazoa, Chordata, Aves, Cariamiformes, Cariamidae. Gene Ontology annotation, molecular function: hyaluronic acid binding. The record is from RefSeq and is a predicted model, not a curated record. Gene Ontology annotation, biological process: cell adhesion.
AUGCUGCUGCUCCUGCUGCUCCUGGAGGCCACCCUGCUGCGGCUGGCCAGCGGUUCCCACCACCCCUUCUACAAUGGCUUCUACUACAACCACGUCAUGAACGACAAGGGCAGCGAGCAGGGCAAAGUGGUUUACUUCAACGGAGGCAGACUGGUGGUGGAGACCCCCAAAGAUCCCAUCUAUACUAACGUCACCCUGCCCUGCCACUACCGCUAUGAGCCCGAUGUGGAAGCCAAGCACAAGAUCCGCAUCAAGUGGUCCAAGCUGCGGGAUGACUACACCAAGGAGCAGGAUGUGCUGGUGGCCAUCGGCAAGAUAGCCAUGGCCUUUGGGGACUUCCAGGGCCGCGCUCACCUCCACCAGAGCGGCCGGCACGAGGCCUCGCUGGUCGUCAGUGAUGUGCGCUUGCAGGAUGAUGGCAAAUACCGCUGCGAGGUCAUCGAUGGGCUGGAGGAUGAGAGUGAUGUGGUGGACCUCCGGCUGCAAGGCAUCGUGUUCCCCUACCAGCCUCCCCGUGGGCAGUACAGGCUCAACUUCCACGAAGCCGAACGAACGUGCCAGGAGCAAGGUGCCAUCCUCGCCACCUUCAACCAGCUCUUCCAGGCCUGGAGCGAGGGGCUGGACUGGUGCAACGCAGGCUGGCUGGCCGAUGGCACCGUGCAGUACCCCAUCCGCCUGCCCCGCAAGCCCUGCGGUGGGCUGCACCUCGCCCCGGGCAUCCGCAGCUAUGGUCCACGCCACCGGCACCUGCACCGCUUUGAUGCCUUCUGCUUCUCCUCCGCACUCAAAGGGGAGGUUUUCUACCUGGACCACCUGGCCGGGAUGACACUGGAGGAGGCCAAGCAGAGCUGCCAGGAUGCGGGGGCUGAGAUCGCCCGGGUGGGGCAGCUCUACUCC